AUGCUUUACCAGCGGCUGUCAACCUGGAUAGCCCUGCGGUACCUGUUGGCGCGGCGAUCAGCGUUGUCAUAUGUGUCGCGCCUGGCUUUGCUCGGCUUGAUCUUGAGCGUGGCCGUACUGGUAAUUGUCCUGUCGAUUGUUAAUGGUUUCGAGCGCGAGCUGCGAGAUCGUGUACUGGGUGUAUUGCCACACGUUACCGCGCAGGUUUCUGCGGGUCUGCAGACCAGUCAAUGGCAAGUACUUGUCACGGACAAGACUUUUCCAGGCAUCAAAGCGCUGGCUCCUUAUAUCAGCGGUACUGCAUUGCUGGCCGCCAAUAAUAAAAUCCAGGGCAUUAAUCUGACCGGAAUUGAUCCUGCCACCUACAUGCAGGUGACAGAUGUUGUGAAAUAUACCCGUGGUAAAGAUUUCGCAGCCCUGGAGGCAGCGCCAUACGGCAUUGUUCUGGGCGCGCGCCUGGCUUCGACGCUGAGCUUGGAGAUUGGUGAUCGAGUCCUUGUUGUGUUGCCGGUCGGCGCAGUGACGCCUGCUGGCGCGUUGCCCCGGCAGAGACGCUUUCAGGUUGUAGAUAUUUUCGACAGUCAGUCGCAGCUUGAUGGACAACUGGCGCUGAUCACGCUGAGUUCUGCGCAGAGAAUGUUUCGCACCGCUGGUCGAGUACAUGGUCUGCAGGGGCGGCUGGACGAUUUAUUUUUCACCCAGGAAGCACAGACGGGGUUGCAGGAUGCGCUGUCAGGCUCCGGUGUCAGGGUACGUACCUGGAUGGACACCCACGGGAAUCUUUACCAGGCCAUAGCGGUGCAGAAAAUGACCAUGUUUGUGUUGUUGUCCUUUCUGGUUGCGGUUGCGGCGUUUAAUCUUGUUUCGGGUCUGAUGAUGAUUGUAGAACAGCGCAAGAACGAUGUGGCCGUGCUGCGUACGCUGGGUGCGGAUUCGCGCAUGGUCAUGACACUUUUCUGCACACUAGGGUUGUUGUUGGCGAUGAGUGGUAUUGCGUUCGGUGUUUUGUUUGGCGCGGCUAUUGCACUGGGUUUGCCUGGAUUGUAUGCGCUGGCAACACAAUGGUUUGGUCUCGAUCUCAUGUCCCAGUAUUUUAUCGCCUAUCUGCCCGUGGAUGUCCGUUUCGAAGACCUUCUGCAGGUUGCCCUGGCGGCCUUCGUGUUGACCCUUCUGGCGACACUCUAUCCAGCCUGGCGGGCGGAGAACCUGAUCAAGCAGUAUCGUCAGGGUGAAAGCACAAUCCAUGUUCUGCAGGGCCUGGACCUGAAUCUGGCAGCCGGCGAGCGCGUCGCUGUCGUGGGUCGAUCCGGAUCGGGAAAAAGUACUUUGUUACAUGUUCUGGCAGGUUUAGAUACUGUCGAUAGCGGCACAGUCACCGUGCGGGGUGAAAAUAUGACCGCCGCGGACCCCAACGCCAAGGCAGCUCUGCGCGGUGCACAUAUGGGGUUUGUUUAUCAGAACCAUCACCUGUUACCGGAAUUCAGUGCGGUGGAGAAUGUGGCGAUGCCGAUUCGCAUCGCCGGAGGCUCGAGUCGCGAUGCUUCUGAGCAAGCCAGCGAAUUAUUGACUCAGGUGGGUCUGGCUGAGCGGUUACAGCACCUGCCCAGCGAGUUGUCCGGCGGGGAGCGCCAGCGAGUUGCUGUCGCGCGAGCCCUGGCUGGUAAUCCCGCGGUUGUUCUGGCUGAUGAGCCGACGGGAAAUCUCGACAGUGAAACUGCAGCGGUUGUCAUGGCGUUGAUGGCCAGUCUGUGUCGCCAGUUGGGCACGGCCUUUCUGGUGGUGACUCAUGAUGUUUCGAUGCUGGGAGAGUUUGACCGUGCGCUGCGGCUAAUAGAUGGCAAGCUGCUUCCGUAUGCCGACUGA
Symbiodinium necroappetens is the source of this 1863-nucleotide messenger RNA. NCBI's taxonomy places the organism in Eukaryota, Dinophyceae, Suessiales, Symbiodiniaceae. The record is from the annotation of a GenBank genome assembly.